Molecule: messenger RNA, 4123 nt
Organism: Oryza brachyantha (malo sina)
Lineage: Eukaryota; Viridiplantae; Streptophyta; Magnoliopsida; Poales; Poaceae
Product: pentatricopeptide repeat-containing protein At4g39530-like
Exons: 5
Coding region: 214-2862 (882 amino acids)
Biological process (GO): RNA modification
Molecular function (GO): RNA binding; protein binding
Source: RefSeq, a predicted model, not a curated record
UUGCGAAAUUACGUGAGCGCAAGGCAGAGGCGUAGAGCUUUCAGCGAAUCUGGAGACCGGGAGGGGGAGUCUCUGACGAGGCCGGGCCCACAUCUCCAGGCUCCAAAUCUCUCUCGCCGCCGCCGGCGAUGCCCGUGGCGAUCCCGUCCUCCUCCUCCGCCGCCGCCGCCGCCUCUGUCGCCCGUAUCCGGCGGCCGGUCCACCGCCUCUCUUAUGUCCCGGUCUCUCCCUCUGCUACUACUCCAUUCCGCGCUCUGUUCCAAGCCCGCGCCGUCUAGGCUCCUCUCUUCCUCUUCCUCGGCCGCCGCCGCCGCCGCCACCGCGGCCUCUUCUGGUGCACGAAGCUUCGGGGCGCAUGGAGUCGUCUCCGCGGUGCUGGAGAUCGUGGGCCCCAUCCAGCUCCUCUUCCCGUCCUCCGAGGCGCGGCUCUACGUGCGCCUCCUCCGGCGCUGCGCGCGCGACGCGCUCGCCGCUGGCGCGGCCGCCGUCCACGGGCACGUCGUUAAGCGCGGCUUCGAGUCCGUGUCGCUCGUGUCCAACGUCCUGAUUGAUACUUAUGCGAAAGGAGGCCUCAUGGCUGCCUGUCGCCACCUGUUCGACGAAAUGCCUAACAAGGACGUCGUGACAUGGUGUACCGUCAUUGCCGCGCACGCAAGCCGCGGGCGCUGCUUCGAAGCUGUUGCGCUGUUCAAGGAGCUCUUGUCCUCUGAGGUGAAGCCAAAUCGGUUUAUCAUCUCAUCAGUGCUGAGUGCCUGUGCCCGGUGUGGUGUCGUAGAGCAGGGGCUCAUGGUGCAUGGAUUGGUGGUCAAGUCUGGAUUGGGUGAUGAUAGAUUUGUGGAGGUUGGAUUCGUCGAUAUGUACGCGAAAUGUGGCAAUGUUGGCUAUUCGUUCCGGAUGUUCAGUGGAAUUCCAGUGAAGAAUUCAGUUGCUUGGAAUGCAAUGAUUUCAGGUUUUGUUGAGAAUAACUGUUUCAUGGAGGCUGUGGAGCUUUGUCAGGAUAUGCAUCGAGUUGGCAUGGCAAUGGAUUUGGUGACAUUGAGGGUAGUUUCUGGCAUCACUGCUAUUCUGGGAGCAUUUGAGCUUUCUAGAAACAUUCAUGUUUAUGCACUCAAAGCAGGGUUGGGAAGAGACAGUUUUAUUGUGUCUGAACUGAUCAAAUCAGCUGGGAAGGCAGGUGAGACUCAAUACAUCAAGAAGCUUGUUUCCACAGUUAGAAGGCAUGAUACGUCUUUGUAUACUUUGGCAAUCUCAGGUUAUCACUCAAAUGGUUGUCAGGGUGAAGCUGUGAAACUUGCAGAGGUUCUUCUUUCUUCAGGUCUCAAUUUAAGGGAAGGAGAUUUGGUUACUGUGCUAAAUAUUUGUCAAACCAAAAAGGAAGUUCAACAGAUACAUGCUUACACUUUCAGAGCUGGAAAUUUAUGUUAUACUAAUGUUUGCAAUUCUCUUAUAUCGAUUUACUCUGAAAUGGGGUCACUGAUUCAUGCGGAGUCAAUCUUUAAAACUAUGCAAUCACGAGAUCUCAUAUCAUGGACUGCAGUUAUGGCAGGCUGUGUCAAGAACCUACAAUAUGAAAGAGCGUUUGGUUAUUUUUUAGAGUUAAGAAACUCUGGAGAAUCAUUAGAUCAGCACUGUGUUGCUAAUAUCAUAAAUGCCUGUACAGGACUUAAAGACAUGCACAAGGGAAAGCAGAUCCACCUGUUAGCUCUUAAACUUGGGCUACUUCUUUUUGAUUUCAUCAGUGCAUCCCUAGUAAACAUGUAUGCAAAAUGCCAUCACAUUGAGGAGGCUGCUCUGAUAUUCUCUAACACAUUAUUUCCACGAAAUCUAGUCAUAGUCAAUGCCAUGAUCUCUGGGUAUUGCUGGAAUUUCCUUCCACAGAAAGCUCUUCUACUCUUCUGCAGAGAGUAUCAUUCUGGUCUGCGUGCAGACCAUUUCACCUUCUCAACUGUUCUGGGAGCAUGUGCUGAUAUAGGAGCAAAGGAGGCUGGUGAGCAAAUCCAUGGCCAUCUUGUGAAGAUUGGUUCUGAAUACUUGGAUGUUGUCGUUGGAAACACUAUCAUAAACCUUUAUGUCAAGUGUGGGUGCAUUGCUAGUGCUUGUAGGUUUUUCCAUAGCAUGAGGAGUUGGAACAUUAAUUCAUAUUCAAUGUUGAUGUUGGGCUAUAUUCAAAAUAGAUGCAGUGAUGAAGCUCUUCAACUUUUCUCCAAGAUGCAAUAUAGUGGAUUGCGUGCAAACCGUGUUACCUUUGCAAGAAUCCUGAGGGGUUGUGCUGAUCUGCGUUCUAUUCGUUUGGGAAGGCAGCUGCAUUCUUCCAUUAUAAAGAUGGGCCUGGUUUCUGAUGUAUAUGUGACACAUGCACUUGUAGGAAUGUACAAGAAAUCUGAAGGUUGUGUGGAAUUAAAAAGAAACUCUAAAGAAACUUUGGCUCCAGGACAGGAUACCAAAGAUCAUUACGAUCCCAAACCUAGAGAUAUAAGAAGCACACUUGAAGAAAUUGGAUUGUUCAUGUUGGAAGAAGAGAAAGAUCAUGAACCUUUUUCUGAUGCAUGGAAAGUAUACGGUAGUGCUGCUUCUGUGUUUGGACAUGACCUUAGGACCAAUUCUAUCGUCGCCAAUUGGAAGAAUGACAGGUGCAAUGAAAACAGGAUUGUGCUAAAUCAUAAGAAUGCAGAAUAUCAGGAAACUGGAGGUGAACCUGUUAAGUUGUUUGCGUUGUUACAGCAGGACAGCAUAAAAUCUGACAAAUUCGUCCUGCUUGUCUUCACUGAUAGUAGUCGUUUAAAUACGAAGGGUGCAAGACUUUUCAAUGCAGAACUAGUGAGACGAUCUGGCAUCGCACCAUCCCUUGACUUCCCUCCUUGACAAACUAUAGUGCAGUACUGGAUCCAUUGUUUCUGAUGCAGCAAAGCUGAACUGUCAUGUUUACAAAUUGGGAAGGCAUGCGAGAAAACAAACUAUGAGUUUGCCUCAGAGUUGCUUCAGUAAUUAUUCCCUGAUUCAAUCAUUGAACCUAUGAACUUUGCAAGGCGCAUUUCCUGGGAGUCUGGGACUUUCCAACUCGGUAUCUCUUUGCUUACAGCAUCUUUCAGCAAACCAAAUUCUGCUUUGAAGUUUUUAAAAGGUUGGAUGGCUUAGAUGCAUGGAAGAAUAGAUCAAGAAUGCUAACCAGGGGAUGCCUACUCUCUUCAAGUAUUCCAGAGGACACGUAGUCUGGGAAAAAUCAGAUUAAACUUUGAUUUCUGAUGUGCUGACACUGCACUUGUAUGAAACGGGUGCUACAGUAUACAGAAGAAAUUCUGCGAAUCUGUUCUUUUUUUCGCGAUUGUGGCCAUUGAUGGAAAUUUGACAAGUUCAAUGUGAAAUUGGUCUGGCGAAGAUACAUGCUAAAUCAGUUCCAUCCAGUGAAGCAGCAUUGUUUGUUCUCUGUAUGUCUGGAGCAAGAAGCAUCAAGCCAUUUUCCCCUUAUAUCAUCUUUACUCUCAUGCACCCUUUUUUUCUGGUGCGACGUGAAAUAUAAUGAUACUCCAUAUAGAAUAUGAGCUAGAGUUUAUAGAGGUUAGUGACUUCUGUACGAGGUAGCGUACGGCAUAUCCUGGAUUCGUUUCCUGUUCAGCUACAGGACAUUCUUCAAAAAUUAGUUCAAGCAAUAAUACUGGGAUCUCCCAUGUUAUCAGUCAACAAUCCAACUAACCCAGAAAUUCCUUCGGCUGCUACUUUCAUCAUCCGACGUUGUUACAAAAGAAGCAGAUCCAUCAGGACAUGCAUUUGACAGUUUGGCCCUGGUUCAUGCUGAAACCGAUUGGUCCCAUCAACUCGACGCGGUUAUGAAAUUUCAAGAUGUAAAGCUGAACAAGAUUGGGACAUCAAACUUCUACAGCAUCGCACCCAAGAGGUGCUACAAAGUGACUUCUUCUUCUUCUUCUUCUUCUUUUUUGCCACCAUACAUACAGUUCAUCAGGCAUUGGCCUCCAGCAAAUGUAACCUCUUGGUUAUUAUAGAGAUAAGGUUGCCAAUUUUGCCACAUUUAACUAACCUACUUUAGACUACUCUUAAGUCUGAACUUCCCGGCAAUUGCAAUUUUGAUGUGAAGACAAGAGGGGCCCUGCGUUUCAUGUGAGUGUGA